UUCACGUUAUUUACAGGGAGGGGGCACUGGCGUAGGCAAACUCCUAGCUUUUGAGUCUGAAGCCUUGCUAAAAUCACCGCUCUCUCCACGGAAACAAAACAAUAUAGACUCGGGUUGACGGCGUGCAACAAGCCUAGACCCUCUAACGACACGACGACGCGCUUUCCCGUGGAAUGAGCAUUCCAUGCAGCAUCCUAGGUAUGAAUGACGUGGCCUGGCAGGAGACGAGAGGUGGGAUGCUGCAUGCAAAUGGUGCUCCUGACACUGGAGGUGUAAGAGUUCAUGGUGGAGGGCCCCUUGCUUCAGUUGCAGGAGCUGGACAGGUUCCUGGAGGCCCACAUUUACAGGGAAUGGACAGGGGUCCCAACCCUACCCCAGGUACACCUCAGCCUCUGCUGAGUGGAAGAUCUCAGGAUGAUGCCACAGUUGGAUACUUCUUUCAGAGGCAGCCCGGAGAGCAACUUGGUGGUUGCGUCCCCGGGAAGCAUCGCUGGCCAACUGGAGAUGCUAAUCAUGUUGAUCAGGGUCGCGCUGUGGAUGAAAUGAACUAUGACUUUCAAGCACUUGCUUUGGAGUCGAGGGGGAUGGGAGAGCUUUUGCCUGCGAAAAAGCUUUGGGAUUCUGAUGAACUGGCCAAAGAUGGAAGGAAAGGGAUGCUUCUUGGAGAGGAGUGGAGGGACAAUGCCUGGGGAACGUCUCAUCAUUCAGUGUCUCAGCCAAUCAUGGUGCAGCGUCGACCAGGCCAGAGUUUCCAUGGGAAUGGUGAUUCCAAUUCGGUGCUUUCACCUCGCUCAGAAGGUGGAGGCCUGGGCGUGAGCAUGGUGGAGUACGUCUUGAGCUCCUCCCCUGGUGACAAGAUGGACGGUCGCUACAGGAACGGAGGCUUUGGUGGAGGAGACGCGGACCAAGAUGGCAGAGAGAAGAGUGAUGUCCAAGAGAAGAUAUCACCCUUUGAAGAGGAUAAGAGCCCCGAGAUGAAGGUGGGCGAGGACAAUGAUCCAGCUAAAGCCAGUGGAAGAGGGCUUCUGAAUGGCAUGGACAGAGACUGCAAAGAUUUCAAUCCGACCCCUGGUAGCCGCCAAGCGUCCCCCACAGAGGCUGUGGAGAGGAUGGGCCCGAGUCAGACAGGCAUGGAGAUGAUGGGACAACACCAACACCAACACCAACACCAGCAUCAGCAUCAGCACCAGCACCAGCAGCACCAGCACCACCCCCACCCACAUCCCCACCCCCACCCCCACGUCCUCCAACAACAGAAUCCUGCCCAAAACAAGCCCCAACCUGAGGAUUUCCAGAACCAGGAGGCACAGAACAUGGGGGGUAUUGAGCAGCAAGCUGGUGUGGAGUCCCUCCAAUUUGACUACGCUGGGAACCAGAUUCAGGUGGACUCCUCAGGGACACCAGUAGGAUUAUUUGACUACAACUCUCAGCAGCAGUUGUUCCAGAGAUCUAAUCAACUGACUGUUCAACAGCUCACUGCAGCUCAGCAACAACAGUAUGCCUUGGCUGCAGCUCAGCAGCAGCAUCUCGCUGGCCUUGCCCCUGCUUUUGUGCCAAACCCAUACAUCAUUAAUGCUGCUCCUCCUGGAACUGAUCCCUACACUGCUGCUGGGCUGGCAGCCGCAGCUACGCUUGCAGGGCCCACCGUAGUUCCCCAACAGUACUACAGCGUACCAUGGGGCGUGUACCCUGCUAAUCUUUUCCAGCAACAGGCUGCAUCCACUGCCAAUCACUCAGCAAAUCAGCAAGCAUCCAAUCAGGGACCAGGACCAGGGCAACAACAGGUGAUGCGCACAGGAAACAACCAGCGACCUCUCACACCAGGGCAAGGCCAGCAGAGUCAACAGGAAUCUCUCGCUGCUGCAGCUGCUGCAAACCCUGCGUUGGCAUACGCAGGAAUGUCUGGUUAUCAGGUUUUGGCUCCUGCAGCCUACUAUGACCAGAAUGGAGCUUUGGUGAUGGGCCCUGGUGCCCGAACUGGUCUAGGCGGGCCGAUGCGUCUGGUUCAGACCCCUCUCCUCAUCAACCCUGCGGCUGCACAGGCUGCAGCUGCGUCUGGUUCUGGAAACAACAUGGCUGGUCCUGCAGCCACUGGACUGUACCGCUCCAUGCCCCAACCCCAGCAGCAGCAGCAGCAGCAGCAGCAGCAGCAGCAGCAGGCUCCCCCGCCCAGCAGCGGCCUGCCCUCCAGCUCGUUCUAUGGCUCUGGAUCAGUCCCCAACACUUCUCAGAGCAGCUCCCUCUUCUCGCACACCUCUGCCGCACCACCUCCGCAUAGCUCCUCCCUGGGCUUCAGCAGCCCCGGUGGCUCUCUCGGCGUGGGUCUUGGCUCUGCUCUUGGAGCUUUCGGCUCCUCUGUAGCCAGCUCUACCAGUAGCAAUGUAUCUCGCAGGGACUCCUUGUUGGCAAGCUCUGACCUGUACAAACGUGGUGGCAGCAAUUUAACCCCCAUUGGUCAGCCAUUUUACAACAGCCUGGGUUACUCCUCUUCCCCCAGCCCCAUUGGCCUCACACCGGGUCACUCCCCGCUUACACCGCCACCUUCUCUGCCCUCCUCUCAUGGAUCCUCAUCUAGCCUUCACCUAGGUGGCCUGACGAACGGCAGUGGGCGUUACAUUUCCGCUGCUCCCGGAGCUGAAGCAAAGUACCGGAGCGCCGGUGGUACAUCCAGCCUGUUCAAUUCCAGCAGCCAGCUGUUCCCUCCGUCUCGGCCCCGCUACAGUCGUUCUGACGUGAUGCCGUCCGGACGCAGCCGCCUACUGGAAGACUUCAGGAACAACCGCUUCCCAAACCUGCAGCUCCGUGACCUUCCAGGACACAUGGUGGAGUUCUCUCAAGACCAACACGGAUCCAGAUUUAUCCAACAGAAGCUAGAGAGAGCCACUCCCGCUGAGAGGCAGAUGGUGUUUGGAGAGAUCUUACAGGCAGCAUACCAACUGAUGACCGAUGUAUUUGGGAACUAUGUCAUCCAGAAGUUUUUUGAGUUUGGAAGUGCAGACCAGAAACUGGCUUUGGCAACACGUAUUCGUGGACAUGUCCUUCCCCUGGCUUUGCAGAUGUAUGGUUGUAGGGUCAUUCAGAAAGCCUUGGAGUCCAUUUCCUCAGACCAGCAGGUAAUUAGCGAUAUUGUCCGUGAGCUUGAUGGCCAUGUGUUGAAGUGUGUGAAGGACCAGAAUGGGAACCAUGUGGUGCAGAAGUGUAUCGAGUGUGUCCAGCCUCAGGCCCUCCAGUUUAUAAUUGAUGCCUUCCAGGGCCAGGUGUUUGUGCUCUCCACACAUCCUUAUGGCUGCAGAGUGAUCCAAAGGAUUUUGGAGCACUGCACCCAGGAGCAGACUCUACCCAUCCUGGAAGAGCUGCAUCAGCACUCUGAACAGCUGGGCCAGAAAUAUCAAGGCGUAUCAUUGGAGAUGACACCCAAAACAUAUUAUACAGUGUCCCGCGAUGCACUGUUCAAGGAUCAGUAUGGUAACUACGUCAUUCAGCAUGUUUUGGAGCACGGCAGACCUGAAGAUAAGAGCAAGAUAGUGGCAGAGGUUCGCGGAAAGGUUCUCGUCCUGAGCCAACACAAAUUUGCAAGUAAUGUUGUUGAGAAGUGUGUGAUCCACUCUUCCCGUGCCGAGAGAGCUCUGUUGAUCGAUGAAGUGUGCUGCCAGAAAGACGGGCCCCACAGCGCCCUGUACACCAUGAUGAAGGACCAGUAUGCCAACUAUGUCGUCCAAAGAAUGAUUGACAUGGCAGAACCUGCUCAGCGCAAAAUCAUCAUGCACAAGAUCCGGCCUCAUAUAGCCACUUUGCGCAAGUACACCUACGGAAAGCACAUUUUGGCCAAGCUCGAAAAGUACUACAUGAAGAGCGGAUCUGAACUGGGUCCCAUCGGCGGCCCCACAAAUGGCCUCAUGUAGUCCAGUCCACCACAUGUGUCCCCUGAAGAAGUGGAGGAGAAGUAGGAGCCCCAAACCUCCUGUUCUGUGAGAGAUGCUCCUUAGCCAUAAGGCCUUUGACACACCCUCUGACAUCCUGUUUUUGGGGGGAAUUACCAAAAAAACAUAAAAUAAAAGACAAGUCUUCACCUAAGAACGCUGUGACAACUGACCCCUGCCACUCUGCCACCCCUGGUGCAGGUCCCCGGUGUGGCCACUAGGGUUUACAAAGUCAGCAGGCCGUUAUAUAUAAUUUUUCUUUUCUUUUUCUUUUUUUUCUUCCUGGGUAAAGCACAAGCCCAUUGUUAAUGAUGUAAUUGAUAUAUUUGAAUGAUUUUCAUAUUUUCAUGUACAUUUAAUUUUUUUACCUUGUAAAUUCUCUGUAGAAAAAAAAUUUAUUACACAUUUGCUGAAAUUUACAAUUCUUACAAUUAACACCAGCAAGUGACUUUAUAAGGCAAAACUGAGAGAGAUCCUUAAAAAAAAAAAUUCAACAAUUUCAUUUGUUUUUGUAACCAGACUUAUGUCAAUUUUUUCCUAAUUAAGUCUAGGCUAUUUAAUAUUUGUAUAUUAUCCCAUGCACAGUAAACGUGUUUUCCCUUGCCAAAGCAGCUGAUGGAUUAGUUUUCAAUAGCACUACAUAGUCUGGAUGGAUAUGAACUCCUAUGUCCACAGUAUGAGUACUAUGUGUCACAUGCCACAGUCGCUCAGGUCUUGAAGACCAGUUUUUGCAAGUUUGGCUUUGGGGGACUGGUGGUUUAGUCUAGGGAAGUGUUUUUCCAGUGCUGGUUGCUUUUUCUUGCUUCCUUUUCCAGGCUAAGUGGCGGCUCGUGUUUACCCCCAGCAGCUCGUAGUCCGCCUGACAUUUCGGUACUUUAACAUCACAGCCUGACAAAACCUGAGCUGCUGCAUCCGCUGAGCCCCAUUCUGGCCGUCUUACCCCCCCCCCCCCCCCCUCCAACCAGGUGAUUCCCUCUGGAUUUAUGCAAGAUAAAAGCUACCAUUAACUUAUAGAAACAGAGCAUGAGGUUUGGUUGUACAGCGGGUGAGAAACCUGGUAUAAUCUCUACAUGGUGACCGUAGUGGGGGAGAUUUUUUUUGUGUGGGAAUAGUGGGGUGGGAAUAGUGGGGUUAUGCGCUGGCAUGCUGUGACAGGUUUUAAUCCUUGCAAUGAUUUAUUUUUUUCUUUAUCAUGUUUUGUGUAACCGCUUAUCUGUCUUGUAGUUUUGAGAUGAACACUGCCCUAGAACACGGUAUCUUUAUGUACUGAAUAAUCAUCUCUUGUGUAGUAGUAGUUUAACAAUGUAUAGCAUCUUUAUGUACGAGUAAAUUGUUGCUUUUGGGUAGGGGCCUUGCAUCAUUGAUGGAACCCCCACCGCCUGAAGGUUGGAGUAGUCAGAAAAAAUAAUGUAGUGAAGUGAGAGAAGCUAGAUUUGUACAUCUGAGAGGAAAGGACUUAGGACUAGUUGGAAAGUGGAAGAAUGGGAUGUCGUAAAUAAUCUUUUUAAAUCUUUUUUGUUUUAAUAAUUUUUGUUUCAUUUGGUUGGGUAUGCAAGUGCAUUGGUGGAGGCUGGUGGGGCCAUCAACAGCUAUACGAUUCACCUGUAAUGCUCGUAGUGAUGGCUUCUUUGCUUUAUAUGAAUAAUUGUAGAAUACAUGUAGUAUAUGUGCAGUUAAUAAGUGUAAGAUUAUUAGUUUAACUGAAAAAGAAAUGUCUAGUUGUGGUGUUUUUUGACAGGCCUUGCUCUAAAUUUGUAGUGAUGCUUUUAUUUCGUCUGUACAGUUGUACAUUUGUAAACGUUUAUGCUGUAAAUGGGAUGUCUUUUACACUUUUUGGGGGAAAAAAAAGGCAAAGAAUUUGCAUUUUGAUGUGUGUAUAUUCAUCACUCCUUCCCCCCUGAAUAUAAUGUAUACAGUUUUAUUUGAUCAAGUGUAAUUUUAAAAAAAAAAACUUUAUGGCUUCACAAUCUGGCAUGGUUUUUGUUUUUAAUCUGUUAUGGGGAAGGUCGGCCUCGAUUUGUACUGGAGCUGUAACAUCCACUGUUGAUAGUCUUUCUAAUGUGUGACAGUUUAAAAAGAAAAGAAAACACACUCUGUACUAAAAUGAGGCUGCAUUUAGUCCUCUCUGCUACCAUGGAAACUUCACAGGAUACGACAAGAAUUAUUUUUGUACAGAACAGUGCUGUAUUUUGGAACAGCUACUACCUUGUAAGCAAAAGCAGUGUAAAAUAUUGUCAAUUAUAUAAAUAUGAACAUAUGAGUUUUGUCACACUGUCAAAGUCAUGUACAUUUUCAGGUGGCCUUAUGUACAUUUCCAGAUGUUAGAUGAAGAAAACAAACUCAUUUUUGGAAGCAGAAUUGUGACUAUGUAUGAUUAAACUGUUCUUCUAACA
This is a messenger RNA of Solea solea (common sole), 6313 nucleotides long. RefSeq names its product pumilio RNA-binding family member 2 (gene pum2). Gene Ontology annotation, molecular function: mRNA 3'-UTR binding. Gene Ontology annotation, biological process: regulation of mRNA stability; miRNA processing. NCBI's taxonomy places the organism in Eukaryota, Metazoa, Chordata, Actinopteri, Pleuronectiformes, Soleidae. Gene Ontology annotation, cellular component: cytosol; cytoplasm. Bases 174 to 3902 code for a protein of 1242 amino acids. The record is from RefSeq and is a predicted model, not a curated record. The transcript is spliced from 23 exons.